Saccharomycodes ludwigii is the source of this 921-nucleotide messenger RNA. It is a transcript of the gene CSL4, whose product is annotated as exosome non-catalytic core subunit CSL4. The record is from RefSeq and is a predicted model, not a curated record. NCBI's taxonomy places the organism in Eukaryota, Fungi, Ascomycota, Saccharomycetes, Saccharomycodales, Saccharomycodaceae. Bases 1 to 921 code for a protein of 306 amino acids. Gene Ontology annotation, molecular function: RNA binding. Gene Ontology annotation, cellular component: cytoplasm; nuclear exosome (RNase complex). Gene Ontology annotation, biological process: RNA processing. The transcript has a single exon.
AUGUUAGACAGUAGUAGAUAUCCAGAAAAGGUUUUGCCAGGUGAUUUAAUAUCACCAUUAUAUGAUAUCGAUAAUAAUAAUGAAAAAAUUGUAUACAGUUUUCACCCAGGUCCAGGAACUACUAUAACAAAAUAUAAAAUAAACAGCCAAGAACAUAAGGUCUUGAUUGCAACAUUGAAAGGUUUUGUUCAUUUCGAAGAACUAGUAAAGACUAAUAUAGAUUCCGAAGGAAAAGAAUCAGAAAAAAAAGAAGAGAAUGAUACAGAGAAUAAGAAUAAACUUGCUGAUGAAUUAGAGGCACCAGAAGUAAAUUCUGAUAGAAUAAUUAAAAAAUAUACCGUUAUUGUAUCUAAAGAAAAAAAAAACGAAAUGAUGCAAGAUCCCAACUUACAAGAAGGACAACAAGAUGAGGUAAAUAACGAUUUUGCUAAUAACUUACCCAAGGAAGGGGAUAUUGUGUUGUGUAAAGUAACAAGAAUAUCUGCACAGAAGGCUAAUGUCGAAAUUUUAGUGGUAGAGAACAACAAUUGCUUGAAAGAUUCUGGUGUUGGUACAAAUGGUGCUGGUGUAUCUUCAGUCACUGGCGGUUCGGGAGCUGUUACAUUUUUCAUAUCACAAGCCUCCUCUGAUUUGGGGGAAACGUUUAAAGGGGUUAUAAGAUCACAAGAUGUUAGAGCUACUGAAAGAGAUUCGGUGAAAAUUACGGAAUGUUUCAAACCAGGAGAUAUAGUGCGUUGCAAAGUUUUAUCCCUAGGGGAUGGUAACAAUUAUUAUUUAACUACUGCUAAAAAUUAUUUAGGGGUGGUAUUUGCCAAAUCGCUUGGUGGUGCAGGAGAAUUGAUGUAUGCGAUUGACUGGAAAACAAUGAUAGCACCAACCUCACAAGUAUUAGAACAACGUAAAUGUGCUAAACCGUUUUGA